Molecule: messenger RNA, 3877 nt
Organism: Aphidius gifuensis
Lineage: Eukaryota; Metazoa; Arthropoda; Insecta; Hymenoptera; Braconidae
Gene: Slmap
Exons: 5
Coding region: 255-3845 (1196 amino acids)
Molecular function (GO): protein binding; metal ion binding
Source: RefSeq, a predicted model, not a curated record
AAAAAAAUUCUUUAUUAUUAUUAUAAAUCAUCAUCAUCAUUAUCAAGUUUUUUUUGAUAUUAUUAUUCUUAUUGUGCUGCAAAAAAAAAAAGCAACAUGAUGCCCUACGCCCAGUUUCUGUCGACGUUGCAUUUCCUACUGUCUCUUGCGACGUGAAUUUAGUCAUGCUAUUAUUAAUUAAUUUAAUAAACAAAUAAUUAUAUUGUCAAUGAUAAAGAAAUUAAUCAUUAAUCAUCAUUUGCCAAAACGUGGCUAUGGUUGUGGCAAGUAUUGGCUGGGUACAAAAUACCAAUUAUUCAUUAUUAAAUCAAAUUGAAAAUAACAAUAUGAAUACAACAGUUUAUGAUAAUAACACAACCAACAACAACAACAACAUCAACAAUAAUACAAACAACAACAACAACAACAAAAUGAGUGCUAAAGGAAUGUUAAUAUGUCGUGAUAAUUCACAUGCAUUUCAAGAUCGUACAUUGAAUUUGGAUGAAGCAGUUAAAAUUGGACGUUCGGUAGCACGUACACGUGCAUCAAUUGAUAAUGCAAUAUUUGAUUGUAAAGUAUUAUCACGUAAUCAUGCGCAGUUAUGGUAUAAAAAUGGUAAAUUUUAUCUUCAAGAUACUGGUAGUAGUAAUGGUACAUUUGUUAAUAAUCAAAGAUUAAGUACAACUGGUUCUGAAUCAAAAGCUAAAGAAGUAUGUUCUGGUGAUAUUGUACAAUUUGGUGUUGAUGUUAUUGAAAGUACUAAAAAAGUAACACAUGGUUGUAUUAUUGCAACAUUAAAAUUAUAUUUACCAGAUGGUAAAGAAGCAAUUUCAAAUCGUUCAAUGUAUGUUACAAGACAAGCUGAUGUUACACUUGAAGAUCUUUAUAAAUUAAAUCAAUAUGUACAAGAAGCAAGUAGACGUGAAAAAGUAUUACAAUCAAAGCUAACACAUUUACAAAAAUUAGUUGAUAAUAUGAAAGUAUCAGCAAGUCAAUCAUGGAAGGCACUUAUUGAUGAAGAUCGUUUAUUAUCACGUGUUAAAACAGUUGAAAGUCAACUUGUUGCAUAUUCAAAAAAUUUUACUGAAGAUAAAAUAAGAAAUGAAUUAGUUAAACUUGAAGAAGAAAAAUCACAAUAUCAAAUUGUUGCUAAAGAUACAUUACAAAAAGUACAUCAAGAAAAAAUUGAAUUAUCACAAAAAAUAAUGCAUCUUGAAUGUCGAUUAAAUGAAACUGAAGAUGAAUGUCAAAGUUUACAUGAUAUAUCAAAAAAUACACAAUUAGAAUUACAAGAAUUAGCUGUUAAAUAUACAACAUCACAAAAAAAUUUAUUACAACUUGAAGUAUCAUGUAAUGAAAAAGAACAAAAUAAUAUUGAUUUAAUUAAAACACAUGAACAAGAAAAACAAGAUAUCAUUGAUAAACUAAAACAACAUAAUAAAAUUGAAAUAUAUUUAAAAAAUAAAUUAAAACAAUAUCGUAUUGAUAGAAUAAAUAUACACAAACAAUUAACAAUAUUAAAAAAUUAUUUACAACCAUCAUUUAAUAAUGAUGGAACAAUAAUUGAUGCUUCAACAAAUAUUAUUCCAAAUAGUAUAAUGGAUACAAUAAACAUAACACUUGAUGAUAUUCUCAAUGAAUCAAGUAACAUUGAUAUUGAUAAUAUUGAUGAUUCACUUGAAAAUUUAAUUAAUUUACAAAGUAAUGAUUCAAAUGAAAAAUUAACAUCAACAUCAAUUGCUGAUACUACCACUACAACCACAACCACCAACUCUAGCAUCACAACUGCAACUGAACGUUCAAAUUCAUAUGAAAAAAAUGAUGAUAUUGAUAAUAAUAAUGACAAUGAAGAUAAUGAUGAUGACGAGGAAGAAACUAAUAAUCGUGAAAUUCAUGCUGAAUAUAUAUUACCACCAACAUCAAGAAGAACCCUUGUAAAUGGAAAAAUAAAUGUAGAAAAUGAUAAUGAUGAUGAUGAUGAUGAUGAUAAUGAUGAUGAUGAUUGUUCAGAAAUAAGUGGACAAACAUGUAUCAUUAAUGAUAAAAAUAAUUCAAUCAAUGAUCGUAAUGGUGAUGAUGAUGAUGAUGAUGGUGAUGAUACAUCUGAUGAAAAAUCAAUAAUUGAAAAUAAAAAAAUUGACGAUGUAAUUAAUCGUGAUAUUAAUAAGUUGGAAGUUAGAUUUGCUAGUGAUGUUAAUGGUGAACAAUUGGAAACAAUUCAUUAUGAUAAAGAUGAUAAAAAUAAUAAUAAUGAUGAUGAUGAUGAUGAAGAUGAUGAUGGUGACGAUGGUGAUGGUGAUGAAACUGGACAAGGUGAUGAUUCAUCUGAUUCAGCAGAUUCACCAAAUGCAUCAUUUUCUUCAGUAACAGCAACUGAUGGAAACGAUGAUAAAGAUGAUUGUAUUGAAAAAUGUGAAGAAUGGAAAAUUGAUGAUGAUGAAGAAGAAGAAGAUGGUGAACAUCUUGAGGAUUCCAUCUCUCAAUGCCAUACCACCAAUAAUAUUGAAAGAAAAAAAAAUGUCCAAUUGAUUAAUCCAAUGAAGAGAAAACUAGAAGAAUUUCAAAUUGUCAAUAAAAUGGCAGGUGGUACAUCAACAUCAAAUGGUGAUUCAUCACAAAAUCGUAUAUGUCGUGAUUUUUUACGUAAUGUUUGUCAUCGUGGUAAACGUUGUAAGUACAUACAUGAAAGAACACAUGACAAUCCAAUUGAUGAAUAUACAUUUUGUCAUGAUUAUCAAAAUGGCAUGUGUAAUUGGCCUGGUUGUAAAUUUUUACAUUGUACAGAAAAUGAAGAAAAACAUUUUCGUACAACUGGUGAAUUACCAGCACAUAUUAUUAAUCGUAUUAAAAAUAUUAAUAAUGAUGUCAAUAAAAUUGAAUUACCAGUAUGUAAAGAUUUUAUAAAAGGUAGCUGUCAAAGAUUAAAUUGUAAAUUUCGUCAUUAUAAAAAAGAUGAAGUACAAAAUAAUAAUACCAACAAUAACAUUAACAACAACAACAACAACAAUAAUAAUAAUAGUAAUUGUAGUAAUACUAUUCAGCCACAUAUUAAUCCACCAAGAUCACAACAACAUUUUAAUGGUAAUAAUAAUAAUAAUGUUAAUGGUGAUCAACGACAUUUUGAGGAAGACAGAAAUUAUCAUUGGCAAAUUGAAGAUCAACAUCCAAUGAUUAUUAAUAGUGGAUACAAUGCAUCACCACAUCCUGGUGAUUAUUUAUCACCACCAGAACCAAAACGUAGAAUAAUAUCUGGUGAAACUGUAUUACAUUUUGAGACAUCACCACAACUUGUUGGUCAACAAAUAACAUCUGGUUAUUAUUAUCCAGUUAUUGCAAGAAAUGAAGCAAGAUCAUUUGUUCUUGAAGAUGAAAAUUCAUUAUUAAGAAAAAAAAUUGAUGAAUUAAAAAAAAAAGUAAGUGAUUUAACAGCAACAAAUGAAUUUUUACUUGAUCAAAAUGCACAAUUACGUAUGUCUGGUAAACGUACAACAAGUGUUACAGCAGUAACAGUACCAGCAGUUACAAUAACACCAACACAAGCACCAACACCACAACAAAUGGUUAAUGCUGCUGUUGCUGCUGGUACAUUAAGAACAGUUACAGCAAGUGUUGCAACAGUACCAGUUAGUAUUGCAACUGUAACACCAGUAUCAAUUGCUGCUGUAUCAAUGGCACCAGUAUCAAUACCACAACCAAUUGUAACAAUGGCACAACAAACAAUAACAAUGAGUGGUGUUGGUCCACAACAAAAUAAUCAACAACAACAAAAUUCACAACAAACAAAUAAUUUACCAUUAUCACUUUCUGGUGCAACUGGUCUAUCAUAUCCAAUAAUGACACAAGAAUUAAGGCCUGUUUUACAGUAGCAAUAAAAUAUUAUUCAUUCAUUCAUUUUACA